AUGGGGCUUACGACGCCGAGCAACUCGGUCGAGUAUUUGCAUCAUGUGCUUGCGCAUGUCCAGAAGCUCAGCGCCCAAGCUUGUGACGAAGGCAACGCCAACAAGCACUUGCAAAUUCGAGUUACGCACUGGGUUCGGAAGCUGCGCAGUCAGCCCACAUCGAACCCGACGUGGCUAAAAAGCGUACUUGAGUACGCCGAUGUUCUACUUCAAAUGCUGCUAGAAGGCGUGAUCGAGGAGCCUUUCACGAAAAUGCCACCCCAAGGCCCGUUGGCCGCCCUGCCGAGGUAUCAGAACCAGCGGGUCGUAGCGGUGACUCGAAAGGUGAGCAAGCAGAUUCAAACACAAGAGCAAGACGAUCAGUGGGAAUGGCAGCGCGUCUGGAAAGGUGCUUUCGACAAAAUGCACCUGCAGCUGAAGCAGAAAACAGAGGAGACGGAGGCCCUUGCCACGGAGAACAGGGAGCUGCGGUCCCUCGUUGCAGGCUACACGAAAGCUCUGGAGGAAGCCGAGCGCAGGCAACGCGACAUCGAGGCCAAGCACCUCGCUGAGAUCGAAAACCUCCGCGCCGUGCACUCCUUGGAGCUGUCCAACCUGCAGGCCAAACAUCGCCAGAAACUCCAAGAAGUGGCGCUGCAGAACGACGAAACGUUGAUCAGCAGACGUCGAGAGAGUUUCUUGCUUCGACCAGCAGCCAGCUCCGCGUCCCAACACGAGGUCGCAGACGCCAACGCCGACUUCCUGCAGUACAUCGACGCCUUCUACUCGUCCACCCUGCACCUCACGGCCCAGAACAAGGCUUGA
Messenger RNA from Phytophthora sojae, 804 nucleotides. RefSeq lists its product as hypothetical. Lineage: Eukaryota; Oomycota; Peronosporomycetes; Peronosporales; Peronosporaceae. The record is from RefSeq and is a predicted model, not a curated record. The transcript is spliced from 5 exons. The coding region runs from base 1 to 804 and encodes 267 amino acids.